Molecule: messenger RNA, 2180 nt
Organism: Micropterus salmoides (largemouth bass)
Lineage: Eukaryota; Metazoa; Chordata; Actinopteri; Centrarchiformes; Centrarchidae
Exons: 13
Coding region: 78-1808 (576 amino acids)
Molecular function (GO): protein binding
Source: RefSeq, a predicted model, not a curated record
GGCUCCAGGUUUGCACAGAAGCUUUGCUGGUGGCUUGUUCUCCGAACCUAUCGAGGCAACCCUGACCCUGAACCGACAUGGGGAAGCUGAAUUUUUAUGUCCUGUGGUCGCUGCGUGACGCCCCCCGCCAGUUCAUUAGCAAAUCCAACCGAAGGUGCUUUCAAGUCCACAUGCCGCUGCCUCUUCCCAGGCAGCUGGUUAUCUUUGGUCUUGGAGAAUGGGAAUGCACUGAGACAACUAUCGCAGUAGAGGUUCUGGUCAGUGCGGAAGUACCGGCCCAAAAAAUUGGGACCCUGUCGGCGCAAGCAAGGUGCCUGACCUGGGAGGGUGACUGGAGCGCUGACAUUGUCACAGUGGCAGCAGAGAGAGGCAGGAGGGGAGUUUAUGGCAAGAUUGUGCUGACAGUGUGUGGAGAGCCACAGGAUGAAGCCAGUACUCCUAUGCUUCAAAGGAAAUUUCUGUUCCCAGACGAGCACAAUGCCAAUGAUCUCUCUUGCACAUUACACCAAAGCGCUGGAAAUGAAACUAUAACUACCAACUCCUCACACUUGGGUGAUAGUGUUUUCUAUGCUGAGAUCCAAGUAAAUAAAUGUGACGCCGGUGAUUUAACUAUGGGAAAUAAAGCCCCAGUUUGGCCUACGGAAAAGACACCCAGACGGACGGUUAUCAGUAAGAGGGGCCACCUGACAUGGAGCUCCGAGGACAUGGACAGUCCCGCUGAGGACAUAGACCAGGCUUCAACCCCCAAGAAAAGGAGGCUGUCCAGAAUGAACAGCCAAGAAGAAAUGGCUGUGCAGAUAAAGAAUGUGAACAGAGAAGUUUCAGUGUGUCCAUCAAAGCGCUGGAGCCACACGAUGUGUCUGAGCGACCCUGACACGGCCAUCCUCAUCGGAGGGGAGACCACAGAUCAAAACUACUGCGAAGACUCCCUGUGGAAGCUCGAGUUAGACAGUGACUUCUGGUUCCCCAUGAACUCCUCUGCUUCUGGACCCGUACCACUAUGUGCCCGAGGACACUCUGCGACCUAUGACCCAGACUCUAAGUCAGUCUACGUUUACGGUGGCCUGAGGGAGGGUCAGUGCUACAGCGAGCUGUACAUCCUCAAUACUCUGACCUGGAAGUGGAAGCUUGUCUCUGCGAGAGGAAAUGUUCCAAAUUUGGCAUAUCACUCUGCAGCCUUUUAUAAGAAAGAGCUUUUUGUCUUUGGUGGAGUUCAGCCGAGCCAUUCGUCUGGGGAUAAAUCCUGCAGUAACGCUCUGUACAUCUUUAGCCCUCAGUAUGAACUCUGGUACCAGCCGAUUGUGGAGGGGGACAGACCUCUGCCUCGGUUUGGACACUCAGCCACACUGAUGUCCCAGAGGUUAUUCAUAUUUGGUGGACGUAAGACUGCUACCUAUCUUAAUGAUCUCCAUGUUCUAGAUCUGGGAUUCAUGGAGUACACAGCUGUGAAGUGUGGGAACAUGCCACCACUGCCUCGAGGGUUUCAUGCAGCUCUACCGGUUUCAGACAACAGGAUUUUAGUCAGUGGAGGUUGCAGUGCAAUUGGAGCCCUGCAGGAUUUACAUAUUUUCAACACUGACACCACCAUGUGGAGCUCAGUGGUGUCUCCACUGCUUUGCACCAAACCUCGUGCGGGACACAGCAUGGUCCAAUUGGGCUGCUCCACCCUAACAGACGCUGGGAAGUGUGAACAGGGCGAAAAUGUCGGUGCCCACUGCACAUUGCUGGUGUUUGGUGGGUCCGACUGCUCUGGUGCCUUCUACAAUGACACAGUGAAGUGCACAGUGGAUGUUCCUGGUGACAAGUGAUGGAUUCAAAAGAGAAGGAAUCCAAACAGGACACUAUUUUUUUUUUUUUUUUUUCCUAAUUGGUGUUGAUGGUGUGAACUGUCAUGAUAAUAUGCAUGUGUAUCUGUACCGUUAUUUUUCUACUUGGUUGUUUGUCUUGAUAUGUUAAUAUACUUUUUGUAUGAUGUAUUCUGCAGCUAGUGUAGCUUCCUUAGUUAUUCCUUUUUGAGUCUCUUAAUAACUAUCAAUAUUUCCUCCACACAGGCAAUAUGCUGGAAACAGUGAGCUGAGAGGUUUUGCACUUUGCAUAACAAAUCUCUGAUCUGCAUGUUUUACACAUUGCUGUGUGUGUGUGUGAGUGAGUGAAUAAAGUCAAAAUGCUAAUAUUUUUAA